AUGCUCCAGCAGCAGCACCGGGUGUUCAGUAGCACUGUCAGAGGCCGGUUUGGCCGUGAGAGCAGCAGGGGCAGGUUGAAAGCCAUCUUCAGCUCCAUUGCAGGGGCUGCUGUGGGGAUGUUCGCUGGUUGGAAGGCGCAUGCAAUGUCGGCAGCAGCAGACGAAGGCUUCACCGGCGCAGCAGCAGUAGUGCGCCUCUGCCCCGCAGCUGCUUAUACGCCCGACAAGAGCAGCAGUAGAGAAACACCUGACGGCCGUGUGCAAAUAUUUAAGCCACCUCAGGUCCAAGCCUGGCAAGAAUUCGUCGGAUCGCGGGACGGCUUUAUAUCAUUGCAAAUCCUCGCGCAGCCUCCAGCAGACCAGAGGACUGCUGCCGCUGCUGCAGCGGCAGUCCCCGCUGCAGCGCAGCUCGGCGACCAACUGGGAACUAUCCUUCUAAUCGAGAGGUGGAAAAGCCAAGCUGCCCUGCAGGCGGCGGAGACAGAAGCCCACAACCGCGUGGCACGGCUGCGUAUGCAGCAGCUUGACCAGCAGAACCUACAGGAACAGCUGCCCAAGAAGCAGCAGACCGAGCAGCAGCAGCGAGAAAAUUCCGAGCAGCAACAGCAGCUGCAGAUGCUUGCCGAUGCCUUAACCUGGCCCGCCCGCGCCUAUACGAUGGACUCCAGGGCUGCGACGCCGCUGUGGCUGGCCCUGCGCUAA
Molecule: messenger RNA, 702 nt
Organism: Eimeria necatrix
Lineage: Eukaryota; Apicomplexa; Conoidasida; Eucoccidiorida; Eimeriidae
Exons: 3
Coding region: 1-702 (233 amino acids)
Source: RefSeq, a predicted model, not a curated record